Messenger RNA from Electrophorus electricus (electric eel), 1992 nucleotides. RefSeq names its product ATCAY kinesin light chain interacting caytaxin a (gene atcaya). Lineage: Eukaryota; Metazoa; Chordata; Actinopteri; Gymnotiformes; Gymnotidae. Gene Ontology annotation, biological process: apoptotic process. Gene Ontology annotation, cellular component: cytoplasm. The record is from RefSeq and is a predicted model, not a curated record.
CAACAACACAGGCUCACCAGGAAAAUGGAGGCAGGGCAGGCAUAGAGAAACAGGCAAUGCAGCUUCAGCAGCACAGGGCAAAUAUCCCCGAGAAGUGAUGCUUUAGACCGUCGGCACAUUGGAAACCAUGAGAUUUUGCGAAACUACAGAAUAGCAGGCUGCCGAUAAAAAGAGGAAUCAAAAAGUCGUCAUUUUUUCUCACCUUAUACGAGAAGGCCACUUCCAGAGGAGGGCGAUAUGGAGUCGUCUUCUGUGCUUGGAGAAGGGAGAACACCACCCCCAAACUCCCUGCAUAUUGGCGGGGCUGGCACGGGCUCGACCCAUCGGAAGCGCCGCACCCUUGUAGCGCCGGACAUGAACCUGUCUCUAGACCAGAGCGAAGGAUCCCUGCUGUCCGACGACUUUCUGGACACUCCUGACGACAUGGACAUUAAUGUCGAUGACAUUGAAACCCCAGAUGAAACAGACUCUCUGGAGUUCAUUGGCAACGGAAACGACCUAGAAUGGGAAGACGACACACCAGUUACCUCUGCUAAGCCAGGGCCCAUUGACCGGGCCAGUGAUGUCUGCGAGGGCAGCGGGAACGGACGUCUCUGGAGGACGGUCAUCAUCGGCGAGCAGGAACACCGUAUCGACAUGCAGGUCAUUCGACCGUACGUGCGGGUCAUCUCUCAUGGAGGUUACUACGGUGAGGGUCUCAACGCCAUCAUUGUGUUCUCAGCAUGCUACCUGCCUGAUAGCAGCUGCCCAGAUUACCAUUACAUCAUGGAAAACCUCUUUUUGUAUGUAGUGAGUAGUUUAGAGAUGCUGGUAGCUGAAGAUUACAUGAUAAUCUACAUGAAUGGGGGAACCCCACGCAGUAAAAUGCCUGGCAUCAGCUGGCUAAAAAAGUGCUAUCAGAUGAUUGACAGAAGAUUGAGAAAGAACCUCAAGUCUCUGAUAAUUGCACAUCCUUCUUGGUUUAUCCGCACUGUCCUGGCCAUCUCCAGACCCUUUAUCAGUGUGAAGUUCAUGAAUAAAAUUCGCUACGUGCACAGCUUGGAGGAACUGGAGCAGAUUGUUCCUGUGGAGAACAUUCACAUCCCUGAGUGUGUUAUACAAUAUGAUGAAGAAAGGAUCAAGGCACGAAAAGAACGAAUGGAACAGGAAGAGCAAGCGCAUCAGUCACAAGGACAGGAAGAGUCAGCCAUUACAGACAGGCCAACUACAGAAACAGCAGUUUCUGAGGAGGAAAUGGCAGAGGAGCCUGUCCCGUGACAGAGACAGCUGCAGGGCCUUGCAGAAAAGUCACUGAAAUGCUGAUCUAAGACAAGCUUCCUCUCUCAGUGUCCAUGUAUACAAAUCAUUUACUGUUCUCAGAUCAGCAAAAAGGGAAACAUUUACUGAACGUAUAGAGGGAAGGAAAGCAAGGCACAGCAUUCAAAGCUUUCUCACAGCUUCCACUUGGUGGAAUGUUUCUUCACCCAGAGAAAUGUUUCUGUACUCUGUAGCAGGAUGUGUAACCUCCACAGUUGUAUCCUAUGUACUGAAACUCCCCAGCAAUGAUCCACCCGUAAAUCUGCUGAUUUCUGCUUUGCAGCUCUGCCAUUGGUCAGUGCCAUGUUAAGGAAUGUUGCAUCACCCACCUCUGAAAAUAUAGGUGUGUCUUAUCAAAAGCGAGGUUUAAAGCAAUGCAUGCAAAGUUUUGCACCAUUGUGAUGGCCAUUCUUUAAAUCAUGCACAUUUGCCUGGCUGGAAUAUAUCAUUAUUCUGUUCUGUAGCUUGUUUAUAGGUUUUCCAUUUUACAAUAUGGAGGCCUUUUUUGAAAAGGAAUGCUUUCUUCCCUGUUAUCAUGGUUAAUUAUUGGCUUUUAAAGUGAAUGCUUUUCAGAGAAGUGCCAAUCAGUACUUGCUGAAAAAGUGGCUUGGCACAGAUGUGUUCAAUGAGAAUUUUAUGUUGCCUUAUGUUUUGACUGUUUCCAAAUUAAACACACCAGUAUGUGUAUAGCACGAA